CAACCAGCAAAACUUAACUAACCACUGCUGCAGGAUGAUGGGACGCUUAGGAAGAGGCUAUCUGAGACUACUGCAGACAUACACCCUGCCAACUCAGAUGGCCACUGCUGCUGUCAUCUUUCCAAUCGGAGAUGCGAUCUCACAACAUCUCAUCGACCAAAAACCAUGGAAGGACCAUAACUACUCCCGCACCUUGCGUUCAAUCACUUACGGAACUCUGGCCUGGGCACCCAUCGCUUAUAAGUGGAAUAAGACACUCAACCGGAUCACUUAUCCAACAUCAAAACUCAAGACGGUACUAUGUAGGGUAGGAAUCGACAUGGCCCUCUUCACCUCCUUCGCGACCUGUUACUUCUUCACCUGCAUGGGCUUCCUGGAGGGCAGAACCUGGCACGAGAUCAAGGCCAGGAUCGAGCGAAAUUAUAGUACGGUCGUAUGGACGAACAUCGGGAUCUUUGGGCCCGCACAGAUCAUCAACAUGAGUCUAGUGCCCGUGUACGGACGCCCGCCGUUCCUGAACCUCGUCUCGCUGGGCUACAACUGUUUCCUGGCCACCGUCAACAACAACACGCCCUCGGUCAUCCCCACCGUCUCGGCCGAGAAGCUCGUGAUCGCUAAUACCACUUGAUCAUCCCCUCGCUCCUCCGUUUAAUUUAUCGAUCCCCUCCGCUACUUCGCAUCUCCGAACGAAGCCUUCGCUCUUUCUCUUGUCACCAUCUUUCACUCACUCUUCCUCUUCCUCCUCUCUCUCUCUCUUGCUUUUGGGCUUUCAUCUUGGGCGAUCUCGCGUUCUCUCUCUCUCUCUCGGGCUUUCGGCUUCUUUUCUGGCAAUGCCGGCUGGCGGGAUCGAUGGCCACAUUUUUCGGGCGCCGGUCUUCGUUCUGAGGUCCCUUUUCUUGACUCCAAUCUCGAUCUUUUGGGCAUCAUCACUUUCUUGAAUAAUAGAAUAUCACAGUCAUACGGAUAGAUUAGAUAGAAUUCGACACGAUCUCAUUAAGCAAUCCUUUCCUUGAAUACUUUCUCUCUCUCUCUCUUGUUUUGGUAUGCUCUUGGAUCUACAUAUACAUACUUUCGAUUAGAUUAACUAUCAUCUGUCUACAAUUUCGGGUUUUCUUGAACCGCAAGGUCAUGACCAAAAUCAAUUCAUUGAUUGAUUGAUUGAUUCUUGCGUUCUUGGGUGUUCGUCUCUUCAUUAUAGAGUCGACUAUCGACGAGCCUUUCGAUCUUCCAAACACAAAAAUACUUGAAAUUCCUGUGGGUCUACAUACAUUAUCAUAGGAAAUCUUGCAGAGAAACUGUGGA
Messenger RNA from Puccinia graminis f. sp. tritici CRL 75-36-700-3, 1302 nucleotides. RefSeq lists its product as uncharacterized. Gene Ontology annotation, cellular component: cytoplasm; mitochondrion; membrane. The transcript has 8 exons. The coding region runs from base 35 to 628 and encodes 197 amino acids. The record is from RefSeq and is a predicted model, not a curated record. Lineage: Eukaryota; Fungi; Basidiomycota; Pucciniomycetes; Pucciniales; Pucciniaceae.